Messenger RNA from Lymnaea stagnalis (great pond snail), 9256 nucleotides. Lineage: Eukaryota; Metazoa; Mollusca; Gastropoda; Lymnaeidae. The record is from the annotation of a GenBank genome assembly.
ACAUGACCAUAGGCUGCGAGUGAGAUUCGAUUGCUGUUGGUGUAAAGUUAAUAGGAGAUAACAAAAGUGGGCCGCAAUAUAAUUGUCUAAGUCGGAACCCUAGCUAGUAUUAGCCAGUAUACUAGUUUGAACUUGGAGUUAGAGCAAGUGAUUCGAGCCACGUGAAAAAGAGUGCAAUAAAAAAAAAAGUAUGGCCGCUAAAACUACUGUGGAAUGUAUUCAUCGGUGUUCAAGUUUGUUAACUCGACAAUCAGCUCAUAAGCAACUUUCAACGGCACCUUUAAUUUGUGCUAUGCUUUCAAGCAGAAAUUCACAUGUCCAUCGAAAUUCAACUAAUUCUCAUGUCAGAAUGGUUUCUACGUCUGCUACUAGAGCUAGGCAACACAGAGGUAUUAAAGGUAAGAAAUUGCUUAAAUAAUAAAAUCUGAAUAACUAUUUUAAGUAAAGUGAAGAGUAAAGACUAAAAAAUUUUUAGUAAAAAAACUAAAAUUAAAACUAAUAACCGGUAAUACAAGUAGCAGUAGGCUAAAUACAGUAGUCACAGUGGAGGAGUAACCAUAAUAACAGUGCAGACAUGAGAUAUAAUUUAACACAUGACAAAGACAAAAAACCAACCACAAACUAACAAGCCCCUCACUCAACUCUUUUACUUUUAGUUAGUAAGGCUCCUCCCCGUGCCUAAUCAAUACAAAAGAAAAUAUUAAUGGUUCUAACAAUCAACGAGGAGAAUAAAUCAAGUAUAAGGUUUUCUUGUUGGGUCACAAAUUUGUGAUGAGGUUGUCUAAUUUUAGCUAUACAUUUUUAAAAUAAGGGAAGGGGGACAAAAAUAAAAGGCAGUGUCUACACGUCCGGCGCGCCGGACGUCUAUCUCCCGCACUAUGUGUCCGGCGACCAAGUCACAUGACCGCCGUAACAAAGUGGCGAGAGAUAAUAUCUUGUCGGUCAGCCUUGUCACGUGACUGCGAAUAAUUCAAAACUAUUGUUAAUUUUAAAAUUUAUUUCUCUACCAAGUAAUGUACUGAGUAUCUUGAAUGCAAAUAAUAGAAAAAGAAACUUAAGUGAAAGUGGCUUGUAAACAUUUUUGUUUAGUUUGUUAUUUUUUGUGUACCAGUAAUCCAUAAAAUAAAUUAGGGGCCAGUGUGGCAACCAAUAAAAGUUAAAGAUUUCAUUUUAAAUUAUUUCAAUUGCUACAAAAUAUUUAAACACUUCUCAUGAAACUACUGUUGCUGAGAAACAUGAUAAUAUAAAUAUAUACAAAAUAUUUUAAUUAAAAUGGGAAGAAAAAAACGACCCUAUCCACGGUAUAGAUCCUCAAACAUUCCUAUUCCUAUCGUCAAGCAACCACUCUACCACAGACCAAACAAGAUACACUAAAUCGUACUUCGUUUGGAAUUAUAAAAACUACUAGCCGUCCGGCCAUGUCCGGCGGUCACAUGACAAGUCGCCGGACGUGUAUCUUGCGCACUACACGUCCGGCGCGCCGGACGUGUAGACACUUCGAAAAUAAAAAGUCUGCCAUAAUAUAAUAGUGUGUCAUUUAUGGAUGGCCCCGCCUUAAAUUUAGAGACUACAUUAAUUAUAAAUUUUACUGCAGGCAUGCAGUUACAGUGAUGAAGACACAAAUAUAAUUGGACAAUAAAGUAAUAAAGUAUACAAGAACUUGAAACAUUUUUAAAAAUGUUUUGGCACAUGAUAUUUGUUUAAAGAAAUGUUUGAUAGUGAAAAAGAGCCUUAUUUAAUUCAAAGAGUAGCAGGUUGCUGGCUAACAGAACAAAAUACUUUUGACAUUCGUCAAUAUAAGUUCAGAGCACUGUUAAAUUGUGUUUUAAAAUGUAUAGGGAUAUAAUAUUACAUUUCUCUUUUGUUCCUAGACAAAGUUUUAUUUACACCGGGCCCGCUAGGUGUAACGAUGACAGUAAAGGAGGCAAUGUUACGAGAUGUUGGCUCAAGAGACAAAGAAUUUAUUGAAUGUAUCAAAUUUAUUCGAUCGAGGAUUUUAGAAAUUGCAGGUAAAUGAUUUUUUGUUUAAAAGAAAAAUUAUUUUUUAGGCUGUAGCUGCUGGCACAAGACACCUUUGGUGGUCAAGUAAAGGUAAACAGGCUAAUGAAAAGAAUCUGUCUGAUUGAAGCUUGUGCUAAACAUGUAUGGUACAAAAUAUUCAACAGUGAAUCAUGUUAUGUACUUCAAUUCAAUAAAAAUAAAUUAAUAAAAAUAAUUAAGAAAUGCGGUGUAGCUACCAUUGAACUCCCUAAUGUUUAAAAAAAAAAUUAAAAACACAAUUCUCUUAAUUUUCAUUCCAAAUAGGAUGAAAUAUAAGAGAGAAGACUGCAAUGGGCUGUUGGUAGCUCAAAGAAUUGCCUCUUAUACUUUUAGGAGUCAUCCAUAUUUAAGAUAGGUCAUAAAAAGUCAAAUAAACUUUCUGUUUUAGGUGUAUCAAGCAAAGACUUUAGCUGCAUUCCUAUACAGGGCAGUGGAACAUUUGCUGUUGAUGCAUCAUUUCAGACAGUGUUACCUAGAGAAGGAGCCAAGGUAUGUUAAGAAGUAAUUCCAGUAUACACAAAACAAACGCUUGCCGGUGUGUACAUAUCUAUUAAUAAAAUAAGUGAGGCUUACAGCACUUGUUCGCAUUUAUUUAUUUCUUGGUGUGUAAUGGACUGUUGAUCCCCCGCUUGAUCAUACUAGGUACUGACAUUUGACCUAAGUAGGCACUGACGAGAAUACAAAUGCAAGGAGGUGAAUAACACUGGUAAUGACAACAAAUAUUUUGAUUUGCUAUCUUCUGCACAGGCUCUAAUAAUUGAAAAUGGUGCUUAUGGUAAGAGGAUGGCAAAGAUUUGUGAAGCUGCAGGUAUAAGCUGUGAUGUUCAGAGUUUCAGAGAAGACAGGCAAGUUGAACCUGAUGUGGUGGAGGAUGCUCUUAGUGGACAGACCCGCUAUGAUCUGGUAGCCAUUGUGCACAGUGAGACAAGCUCCGGUGUCAUCAACCCAGUGUUGGAGGUGGGCAACAUUGUCAGGGAACUUUCUCCAGGUGGGUUGUGCACAAGUAUUCACUCUCAAUAGGCUUGAUUACAUUUUUAAAAAUUAAAAUGGCUAAAGUAUGUUGCACUUGUGUACUAAGAAGUAAUUGGCUAAGAACUCACAAUAGAGAUCUUGUUGAGCUCAAGUUACAACCGUGUGAUUGAACAGGAGCCAACAAAAAUAUGUUUUUGGGGCAUACAUUUUUCAACUUCCGUCAUUCUGAGUUGAGUCAGAAUCAAGGUCAUUCUGAAUUGAGUCAGAAUCAAGGUCAUUCUGAGUUGAGUCAGAAUCAAGGUCUAAGUAGGUUUAACUCUAUUUUAUUAUCUUUCAUAAUAACUAAUAUAUGUAAAUACAAUUGUUGUGGCUAAGGAUUUAUAAAACCUUGUGUCUUUCUGCAUUAAUUAAGAUUGUAAUUUAUAAAUAUCGGUAUUCGAAUAUGUGCUAAAAUCACUUUUUUUUUCUUUUACUUGCAGGUUCCAUCUAUUUAGUUGAUGCCGUCAGUAGUUUUGGUGCUGUACCCAUUGACCUGGAAAAGAGCUGUAUUGAUGUCAUGAUUAGUUCAGCUAAUAAAUGUCUUCAAGGAGUCCCAGGGUUUGCCUUUGUCCUAGCACGAAACAGUGUUCUUGACCAAUGUAAAGGUAUGUCAAGGAAUUUUUUUAGAGAUUGUUUCAAGUAAAGAACUGCUCAGAACGUUUCAUGGCCUUGUAAGGGUGUAUUUUUGGUCAAAGAGCUUUAACACUUUAAAUACCUAUGAAACUUAAACUAAUGUACAAGGGAAAUUGUUAAAAAAAAAUUUUCCCCCUGACCACUGGGAAACUAUGGUUUCCAGGAUAGCAAUUAGUCAUUUCGGUUUUGUGAUUUCAUGGUCAAGAAAUAUCUUUUCAAUUGCAAGGAAAAUACUUCUUUGUUAUAGUGGAAUUUGAAAUUAAUUCCUUAAAAACUACAAAAGCAACAAGCAAUAUCGGUGUUAAGAAUAUAAAUUCUAAAAUCUAAAAAUAAGCACAAUGUUUUUCUGAAACUGCUGUCCUUAAAAAACUCACUAUUUCAUUUUAUGAAAGUUUGACUUUUAAGUAAAGUUGACUUCUGCUCUUUGCUUUGAAGUUUAAAAUGUAUUCCUGCUCUCAAUCUUACAGGCAAUUCCCGAAGCCUUGCCUUAGACCUUUAUGACCAAGCUAAACAACUUGACAAGACCAACCAGUUCCGGUUCACACCGGCCACACACUCCAUGCUUGCCUUCAAACAGGCACUGAUUGAGUUUGAGCAAGAAGGUGGUGUUCAAGGAAGAGCCAAAAGGUUAAAGCUACUUUACCUUAUUUAAUUCCAAUCUGGCCAAAACUGUUAGCUAUCAGCUCAAUCCCAUAGAAAGUCAAAUCAGGCUGCAAAUGUUAUAAAAAAACAAAACUGAAUACAAACCCAAAAUUCCUCCCCGAGCUGGUCCUAGGGAUAUUUCAGAAAACUAUUUUGUUGAUAUGAAAAUAUGCAUUGUUUCAGUGCCUCAGUACUUGGUCAUAAUUGGAAAUUUAGGAAUUAACACAACAGCAGCAUAGGAAAAAUAAUUUAAGAAUAACUGUUUAUGACCACAGUUCAUCUCAUUUCAAGUAACUGUGGCUGAAAAAAAAACAUUAAAAAAAACUUUAUCCGAGUUAAAGUAGGAUGAAGCUUGGAAAUGGCCUUUUGGUUGUUCCUUGCUAUUGCUUGUGUGGUAAAGGCUUCCGCCAGAAUCCUGCAUUUAUUAUAAAGUAGCUUAAAAGAAUCUGAAAAUACUAUUUUAGAAUUGUUUCAGUUUUCAUUGUCAGUGGUUUAAUGUUGUACUGAAUGUGCUCAUCGUAUCUGACGUUGAGUAAGUGUGCUCACCGUAUCUGACUUUGAGUAAGUGUGCUCACUGUAUCUGACAUUGAGUAAGUGUGCUCACCGUAUCUGACGUUGAGUAAGUGUGCUCACCGUAUCUGACGUUGAGUAAGUGUGCUCACCGUAUCUGACAUUGAGUAAGUGUGCUCACCGUAUCUGACAUUGAGUAAGUGUGCUCACCGUAUCUGACAUUGAGUAAGUGUGCUCACCGUAUCUGACAUUGAGUAAGUGUGCUCACCGUAUCUGACAUUGAGUAAGUGUGCUCACCGUAUCUGACAUUGAGUAAGUGUGCUCACCGUAUCUAAAGUUGAGUAAGUGUGCUCACUGUAUCUGACAUUGAGUAAGUGUGCUCACUGUAUCUGACAUUGAGUAAGUGUGCUCACCAUAUCUAAAGUUGAGUAAGUGUGCUCACCGUAUCUGACAUUGAGUAAGUGUGCUCACUGUAUCUGACAUUGAGUAAGUGUGCUCACCGUAUCUGACAUUGAGUAAGUGUGCUCACCAUAUCUAAAGUUGAGUAAGUGUGCUCACUGUAUCUGACAUUGAGUAAGUGUGCUCACCGUAUCUGACGUUGAGUAAGUGUGCUCACCGUAUCUGACUUUGAGUAAGUGUGCUCACCGUAUCUGACAUUGAGUAAGUGUGCUCACCGUAUCUGACAUUGAGUAAGUGUGCUCACCGUAUCUAAAGUUGAGUAAGUGUGCAGCAGCAUUUUUUGGGCUACAAUUAACCCCUGUAUCUUAUCAGGUUUCAAUCACUCUGAUGGAAUUUAGUCUUACAUAUAACAUUCUCAGAAACUCAAGACAGAAAUAUUUCCAUGACACAAAGUCGACCUCUUCAAGAUCAGCCUAUUCCGUAAGACUCAGGGCGCUGUUCUGCAUUCCUUAAAUGCUGACUCUUUAACAUUUACUAAAUAUUGCAGUUUCUAUUAAACAAAAUGAACAGCCUCUAAGUUAUAUUUUUCAACAGAUAUGAGAAUAACCGCACCAUCUUGAAGAAAGGCAUGUCAGAACUUGGAUUUAAAGAGCUACUGGAUGAGAAGAUAGCUGGUUAUAUCAUCACUUCUUACCUGUACCCCAAGGACCCCAACUUCAGCUUCACUGAGUUUUACAACCGACUCAAUGACAAAGGUAUUUUUGUGUUCAUGACUAAUCACUUCAUGCACAGAGCCAUUAGUUAGUUGACUGGUAAAUAAAGGUAUAUAGCUUGCAUUCAAGACGUAUGUCAAAUAUUUUUUUAAUUACAUUAUUUAAAAUUGAAACCGUUGGAAUUUUAAAAAUUAAAUGAAAGUUCAAAUAGUUUCUAAUACUGGCUUAAAUAAAGAUAACAUUAGUAACUUAUAAAUUAGUUUAUAAUGGAAAGUGUAAUGAAACAUGAAUGUCUAAUAUCCCAACUGUACCCAUCCCCCCACCCCAACCAGAUCUUGUCAUUUACCCAGGGAAAGUUCUAGACAUUGACUGCUUCAGAAUAGGAACAAUUGGGGAUCUUGAUGCUGAUGACAUGAAGACACUCCUGAAGGCCAUCAGGGAAGUGUGCGAUGACAUGAAGAUUCACAUCCCCAUUCAGAAUUAAGUUAUUUGAAUUACUUAAAAGCAUUUUGUCUGUCAUUUAGUUUGUGUCAUAUCUCUCGGAGUUCCAGAUCUUUGCAUGGAUGUUAAGCUAUUAAAUCCUUUCAUAUCUCUCGGAGUUCCAGAUCUUUGCAUGGAUGUUAAGCUAUUAAAUCCUUUUUUUUUUUUUUAUUAAAGAAAACAUUUUUUUUAAUUGUCUAUGCAUUUAAAUACUAGCCUGUCUUCACAUUGAAGCAGUUGGUCUGGUAUUUUUUGGAGUUUUGCUUGUAUUCACUGCUUUCUGCAAUGGAGGGAUUAUUUUUUUGUAAAUGAAAUAAUAGUUUAAAAAUAUUUUUAUAAAUCCUUUCAUAUCUCUCGGAGUUCCAGAUCUUUGCAUGGAUGUUAAGCUAUUAAAUCCUUUUUUUUUUUUAUUAAAGAAAACAUUUUUUUUAAUUGUCUAUGCAUUUAAAUACUAGCCUGUCUUCACAUUGAAGCAGUUGGUCUGGUAUUUUUUGGAGUAUUGCUUGUAUUCACUGCUUUCUGCAAUGGAGGGAUUAUUUUUUUGUAAGAGAAAUAAUAGUUUAAAAAUAUUUUUCUCAUUCAAGCUUCUUGUUUUUUUUUAUAAACUUUACAGGGUAAUUUGAGAUAACCAUUACAAAUGUUCAAAUGUCACAAAAUUUUGUUUCUCUUUUUUUAUUCUUUUAAUACUGUAAGUUCAUCUGUAAACCAGUGUUUCCAAUGAAAACCAAUGGCAAAGUUGCAAUCACAGAGCUAUUUCGCCUGAUGCACUAGAAUCAUGCCACAUUAAACCUUGUUGUAAAUCACCCAUGUUGCUCUAGUCCAUGGAGUUGUAAAAACAUCCAGCUGUCUAGGUUUUCUCUGUAGAAUUUGACACCCAACUUGAGUGAAAAGUGUCCAAUUAAAGAAUGACCUGCAUUGCUAAAUAAUCCAACCAAUUGCUGUAGACAUUUCCUUAUUGGAUCAAACUCUUUUUUACUCAAUAAAUCCAUUAUUUUCAUUAUUAGUUAUAAAAUGAUUUUUCUUAUAAUGAAAUACUAAAUUUUAUAGUGUUUCAAAAUAAUUUCAAUGAAAAUGUUAAGAAUAAAAUCUGCUCAGAACUGUCAUUUAUGUACAUGAAAAUGCUGAUGAAUUAUCAUUUACAUGUGAUCAUGUAUAUACCAGAUUUUUGCAUUUAAUUCAGUUUACAAGAUCUGUUAUGUUUUUUAAAACAAAUACUAGUUAAAAUUAAGUUGUGUUGCAAGAGAGUAAAAAAUACAAGAGCUACGUGAACGGUAGUAUUGAAAGUAUUUACAAGCUGAAUAAAUGCACACUGAACAUCUCAUGUUAGUCUUAUGUUGUAAAGGGAAUGUAUGCAGUGCAAGAAAUAUAAACAAGUUCUGUGCAAAAUAAAAAGUUGUGAGUAUUAACAACUUGCCCAACCAACUUUGAGAUUUUUUGUUUUAUUUGUAACUUUAUUCUAUUGGAUGGACAGAUAUUUCUUUACACCAGCCAAAUGAGAAGAAAACAUUUCCUUACCGUAACAAAAUGUUGUAAGGGCUCAACAGUUUGUAUUUCAAUAUGUGGUAACAUUUAUGUAUGCGUACACCUACGACUUGUUUCAAGUCUCAAUCUAAUGAAAUAUUUCCAUUAAAUUUGUUCAUUGGCAAAUCGUAUGACAUAUCAAUGCUCUAUUAUGUUGUCAGAAACUUUAAAAUAGAAGAUGGUAUGAAUUAUGCAUUGCAGAAUGUUUGACAGUGUGUGUGCAGUAUUUAUUGGCUUGCUCAAAUGUUAUUUAUGUGAUUGUAUUGACCAGAGCUUGCUUCAUAAGAUUGUUGUUUACUCUGACUUGAGAAAUGUUUGCAAAUAUAACAACAAGCUGUAAACAGUUAUGUGAACAUAGCUGGUCAAGUUAAACUCAUUGGUAAUGUUAAACUAUAAUGUGAACAUAGUUGGUCAAGUUGAACUCAUUGGUAAUGUUAAACUAUAAUGUGAACAUAGCUGGUCAAGUUGAACUCAUUGGUUUUGUCAUGAGAAACUGUCAUCCAGCCUACAUUCUGAAUAAAAAUGACAUAACAGGUUUGCAAGCACUUCAAAAAAUAUGACAUUGAAUAGUUCAGACAAAUGUGACAUAGAAUAGUUCAGGCAAAUGUGACAUUGAAUAGUUCAGACAAAUGUGACAUUGAAUAGUUCAGACAAAUGUGACAUUGAAUAGUUCAGACAAAUGUGACAUUGAGUAGUUCAGAAAAAUGUGAUAUUGAGUAGUUCAGACAAAUGUGCAUUGGAUGUUUCUGGGUCUUUAUUCUCAUUUCAAAUUAUUUUUUACUUCUAAAAGUUUUUCUAAAUUAUUUUUUGUGGCUUUAUUUCUGUUCUUUGUCUUGAAUGAGAAAUGUUUUAUUCUGUCAUGCAUCGUAAAUAAGUCUAUUAGAUUAUCCAUUAUGAUUUUAUUACUUUCUACUCUUGGUUUGAUAUGUUGUUUUUAAAAAUUAAAAUGUACCUUUAUACGUACAACAGAUCUUUACACUUUACAUUGGAAUGAUUUUUCAUGUAUUAAAGAGGGAAAUACAAAAUACUGAAAAUGUAUGGUUGUUUCUUUAUUUAUACUACAGACUUUUUUUAAAGACAGUUAUAUACAGACACCAUGAAACGGAAGACCAGACUUCACUUAGAAACACAGGGACACCAUGGAGCAGACUUCACUUAGAAUCUAAUAAAGAGACACCCUGGAGCAGACUUCACUUAGAAUCUAAUAAAGAGACACCAUGGAGCAGACUUCACUUAGAAUCUAAUAAAGAGACACCAUGGAGCAGACUUCACUUAGAAUCUAACAAAGAGACACCAUGGAGCAGACU